Paralichthys olivaceus (Japanese flounder) is the source of this 1366-nucleotide messenger RNA. RefSeq names its product chromosome 16 C14orf119 homolog (gene c16h14orf119). Lineage: Eukaryota; Metazoa; Chordata; Actinopteri; Pleuronectiformes; Paralichthyidae. The record is from RefSeq and is a predicted model, not a curated record.
CCCCUUAGCUGCAGACUCGGAAGCUGCGAGUGUGAAACCAGCUUCAUUCCGUCUGUUUGCUGGUGAGAUUAGCGUGACUCUGGUAAAACGUCGCUGCUCCUCAGAUAUGUCGACAAUAAGGUGAUUUAACUCUUCGUCCAUAAAAACAUGGACACACAGACAGCUGCUAAUGUUGAGAAUAGUCCAUGUUGAUUGUGAUCGUCACUUCGAUUGAAGAUCCUGACUGUAGCAUCGCUCUGAACUGUGCUAAGCUACAUGAGCUGAAAAACACUGUUGAUCACUUCUGGGGAAGGACUUUCUUUUUUGCUCAGGUUGAAUCCAACCGGUCUUUCCAAAGGUUUGUUGGGGAUCUAACAUGUCAGCCCAGGUUUAAGUCAUUUGCAGUCACAGCAGCUCACUGACGGCCGCAGACAUCGAGUGUAGCAUUCACUCCAGGCUCAGAGAUCCAGCAGCACCGACCAUGUCAACACAACCCUGGGCCAGUGCUCCCGGCUGCUGCGCUCCCAGCCCGGAGGACUUUCCACCGGCUCCCCGGGGUGUCGUCAGCCCCCCGAGCCUGGAGAAACUGUCCUGCGCAUCUUUUCUGAGCGCGGGUCAAGUUAUGCAGCCGGAUCCCAUCUCCUAUGUUACCCUCCAGGAGCAGCGGUGCGUCCUGAGCUGGUUCCAGGGAUGGACCAUCAGCCAGAAGGAGCGGUUCAUGCAGGACCUGCUUGGUAAAGCUGUGCCCGGAAAGGUGUGCACCCUCCUGGAUUCACUCAGCACUCUUCAGGUUAACGACAAACUACCAAACAUCUUUGAAUGCCAGCUGCGCCUGUGGACACAGUGGUUCGAGUCUUGGGGAGAAGAGGAAAGGAAUCACUUCCUGCACAUACUGGAGGAAAGAGAUCCAGUGUUUGUUUCCCACUUUUACAGCAGUGUGGCUGGUACAGCAGGAAGAGACUGAGUGAUGUCUACACUGUGACAGAAAUUAAGUGAAUGUUCAAACAAGAAGUGUUACAGAGGUGACAUAUCAGAUAUUUUGAUUUUCUUUUCCAAACAUUUUUUGGAUUGGACUUAUUGUUGAAGGUACACCAUUUCAUAUAAGGAACAGGAAUUAUAAUUCAAAGCAGUUUUUAUUUCGUCAGUGCAUAUUUCACUUACACAAUGAAAAUUGUAUAUUAAUUUCAGAACUUUUUGUUUAAUAGGUCACGUGCUGACAUUUAUUGACCAAGUGGUGGUAAUUUGAAGUAAAAAGAAAAAUCACAUCUGGGUGUAAGAAAAUUGACUUCCCAUUUUUUCCCUGUACCAAUUAAUUGAAACCCCUAGAAUAGCGUGAGACCAACCGUUUUUUUUACACACAUAAGAUUAAAUAAAUUGCAUUGUUGUA